Pogona vitticeps (central bearded dragon) is the source of this 834-nucleotide messenger RNA. The record is from RefSeq and is a predicted model, not a curated record. NCBI's taxonomy places the organism in Eukaryota, Metazoa, Chordata, Lepidosauria, Squamata, Agamidae.
CUUUCGCUUCCCCGCCUCGGCACGCGCGGGCCCCGCGAUGGACCUGGAGGCCUCCCUGGAGCAGUCGGUGCAGACGCGCAUCUUCAAGAUCAUCGUCAUCGGCGACUCCAACGUGGGCAAGACCUGCCUGACGGUGCGCUUCUGCGGCGGAGCCUUCCCGGCCAGCACCGAGGCCACCAUCGGGGUGGAUUUCAGGGAGAAGGCGGUGGAGAUCGAGGGCGAGCACAUCAAGGUGCAGGUGUGGGACACAGCGGGCCAGGAGAGGUUCCGGAAGAGCAUGGUGGAGCACUACUACCGCAACGUGCACGCCGUUGUCUUCGUCUAUGAUGUCACCAAGAUGGCGUCCUUCCUCAACCUCAAGACCUGGAUUGAGGAGUGCAACGGCCACGCGGUUCCCUCCCUCGUCCCGAAGGUGCUCGUGGGGAACAAGUGUGACUUGAGGGACCAGAUCCAGGUGCCAUCCAGCAUGGCCCUGAAGUUUGCUGACGCUCACAACAUGCUUUUGUUUGAAACCUCCGCCAAGGACCCUAAAGAGAGCCAAAACGUGGAAUCUAUUUUCAUGUGUCUGGCUUGCCGGCUGAAGGCCCAGAAAUCUCUGCUCUAUCGGGACAUGGAGAGGCAGCAAGGGAGGGGGCAGAAAACGCAGCUGACACCCGAGGCGGGCCACAAAAACCCCUGCCCUUGUUGAACUGAGGCGUUUUGCCCUUCCUGACCAUUUCGUGUGGCACGGGAGUGGGAGCUGGUGGUUUUGGUGCCUCAAUAAACUGAAUCCAGACCUGCUUGUUUCAUUCUAACUUAAUGUUUAAUUAAUAAUAAAAUUUGUAUCACUGGUGA